CGUCUAUAAUCACAAGCUCAUUGCUCGUGUGCUGUUUUCACAUUCGAAGAAUUUGAAAAAGAAACCCUCCAAUUCUUCAUCGUCUUCGUCUUUUCGAAGGCAGACUCCCAAAUCGGUUAACUCAUAAAUGUCAGUCAUUUGAUCAUAUAGUAGCCCCAUGCUAAUUUGGCACGGAGGUUGCUGACUUCAGGAAAUGUUUGAAGGUUUAGUAAGGCAGCUGAUAUUAGGUUAUCUUGGCCAAUAUAUUAAAGAUAUACACAGAGAACAACUCAAGAUCACACUGUGGAAUGAGGAAGUAUUCUUAGAAAAUGUGGAGUUAAUUCUAGAAGCUUUUGAUUAUCUAGAACUUCCAUUUGCUCUAAAGCAAGGUCGGGUUGGGAGGCUAAGCAUUAGAAUUCCUUGGAAAAAGCUUGGGUGGGACCCUAUUAUAAUAAUUUUGGAGGAUAUAUUAGUUUGUGCCUCUCAACGUGAGGAUGAAGAGUGGAGUGUUGAUGAUGUUGAAAGACGAGAAUUUGCUGGAAAAAAGGCCAAACUUGCUACAGCAGAAUUGGCAAAGUUAUCACAACGUGUGUGUGAUAAUGAUAAUCAAACUGGGAAAUCAUUUAUGUCAUACAUUACUGCAAAGAUUAUUGAUGGCAUUCAAGUCACCAUCAGGAAUGUCCAUGUUGUAUAUAGAGAUAUUUCAAAUGACAAGGCACAAACUGUAUUUGGUUUGAAGUUGGCUAGUUUGACUGCAAUGAAGCAAAAUCUUGUUGGGGUAUUAAGUGGAAAGGUGAGAGCUGGCCAAGUAAACAAACUUGUUGAGAUACAAGGUUUGGAACUAUACUGUAAAACCUUUCAUGGAUCUGCAGAAGAUCUGUAUGCCAACAGUGGUGAAGACUCCAUGCCAAUGGUUGCUGCAAGCUUUCAAAAUGAUGAACAUGUUCACUUGUUGUCCCCAGUCGAUGUAUCUGCUUCUCUUUCGGUGAACAGGUCUGGAAGGCUUGAGAAUAAUGCAGCACAAUACUCGGUUGAUAUCGAGUUAUCUGGCUUGGUCUUGUCCCUUGAUGAAGAUCAGUUGCAGCAAAUACUCUAUCUGUAUGAUUAUCUAUGCACCUGUCAGCUAAGAGAGAAAUAUGGACGAUAUCGCCCUUGGGGGAUACCUAUAUCAGAAAGACCUUUGGGAUGGCAGAUACAAUGGUGGCAUUAUGCUCAAAACUCUGUGUUAUCUGAUGUUCGUAAAAGAAUGAAGAAAACUUCAUGGAAAUACUUAGGAGAACGUCUAGGCAGAAAACGACGAUAUGUUAAGUUGUACAAAUUGAAACUGGAAUGUCUUCGAAAAGAGCAGCCUCUGGAUGAGGAAAUUGUUUUGGAGUUGGACCAAAUGGAGAAAAUAUCUGAUAUAGAAGAUAUCUUGAGUUACAGGUCUGCUGCUGAACAUGAGCUUCAGGAGUUCUUGGUGGAUUCAGCUUCUGGUUUUGGAAAUAGUGAAGCAAAUACUCCCAUUGACAAGUCAAUGGAUGAUGACCAAACAUCUGGCAAACCACAAGGAUGGUUAAAGUGGCUUUCCCGUGGUAUGUUGGGUGCUGGAGGCACAGAUGAUUCCAGCCAGUUUUCUGGUGUUGUUUCAGAUGAAGUAAUUAAGGACAUUUAUGAGGCAACAAAGUUUCAUCCUGCACCUUCCCCUGUUCUUGAUGCUGCUGGAAGUGAUAGAAUUCUUUUGUCCUCCAUUAAAUGCUCGAUACAUCGAAUUUCUGCAACUCUGCGCAAUAAGAAUUUGGAUUGUGCUAUUGGUGAACUGGUUUUUGAGGAGAAUCUUGUGGAGUGCAUGAUUUGGGAGGAAUCUGCUGUUGUUACUGCAUCAAUCAAUGGUGUUGAGAUGAUUAAUCCAUUAAACAAGCAAGUCGUUUUACGUGUGAAAAGGGUCAUCUCUGAGGAGAAUUUCAUUGAAGUGGAGAAGCCAUCUCUAAAUAUCCAAGCUUACAUACCACAAGCAAAUCGUGAGGGUGACUUGACAUUGAAGGUCUUGCUUGAGCCGAUUGAAAUGACGUGUGAUCCAACAUAUCUUGUUAAUUUCAUGGAGCUUUAUACUGUGUUGGCUUCCUUUCAAUCUCAUGAAGGAAGGGUCCUAAGCUCACUUAAUGGGAUAAAAGACAUGAAGUCACGUCUAUUAUCGAAAGCCGAAUACAUGUUGUCAGGUCGGAAGAGAAUGAUGUGGGAUAUUAGUUUAAUAAACAUCAAGAUAAUUGUUCCAUGGGAGAAUGGGAAGUCAGAGAUACAUAAAUUGGUUCUUGGAUUAACAGCUGUCACCUUUUCAUCCAAGCAUGAUGUUGCCUGUUUUGCACCAGAUAUCAAUGUACCAUCUCAAUUCAUGAGGAAUUUAAUAGAUGACAAUUCUUCAAGUGAGCUUCUAGAAGGAACUCGGAUUCAAGAUCUGUAUGAUCUCUUGGAAAUUAAAUUAGUCGACUUCCAGAUAAACUUGUUUGUACCUUUCUAUCCAUAUACGUUUCCUAUCUUGGAGAAGCUCAAUGCUUCUUCUGCUUUAGCAUCGUGCAUUGUCCAGGAUGAAUCAUUACUGAAAGCAAUGGAGGUUUAUGUAGUGGUGGCACCAUUUCUGGCACACAUGUCACCAUCAAUAAUUGGUUCAGUUUUGAAACUAGUUGAAAGCAUCGACAUGCUCCAUCAAGCUUCACACUUGGAUGCCACGUCAGCAACCUCAUCGUUUGAUACAGAUUCAAAUAACCCAAACAACUUUAGCAGUAUCUCUGUUAUUGUCAAUUUGGAGUCUGCUAGCCUCAUUGUUGACCUUGAAAAUGGCUUAGAUGCUAGUUGCACAUUAACUGUUUCUCUUCAUGAUUUGGAUAUGAGAUUGAUUACUAUGAAACACACACAAUCUUUCUGGAUAUGUACACAGGGUUUAAAAGUAACGUCUCGUUUGUUGAAAAAUGAUGAUGACACGGACCUUAUAAAUGUUUCAACUAAUGGGCCAAGCCAUGAUGAGAAACUUAAUGUUUCACCUAAUGGAUGCCUCAUGUUACAUCAUGAUGGUGAGUUGAGCAUAUGGCUGAGUGAUCUUGAUCUUCAUUGCUAUCCACAUAUUAUUGGAUUGCUGAUUGAAUUUUUCGAUAAGCUACCUGAAUAUAGUCCUUCACAUGAUGACAAAAAUCAAGAAUUUGUGGGAAGUAACAGUAACAGUGUCCUCUCAGGUUCUUAUUUUGACUUCCAAAGAGUUGGUUGUUCCAAUUUUUAUGACACCUGUUCUUCAGAUUGGGAAAGCAUUUCAGUUGAUCAUUACCCUUUUGUUACAAUACACAAUGACAGAUCUCUUCUUAGCCUCGAGAGUUCACUUAUUAACAUCAAUCCAGACUGGAAGAAGGUUGUCAAGAUAAGAGAGGGUAAGAUAAAUUGUUCAAAGUCGAGGGCAAAAAAGGAAUUCCAGAAUCCUGAUCUGGUUGUAAUCAAUCUUGAUCUCAGAAGCAUUAGACUACACCUUCAUGACUCUUCAUCCAUUGUUGCAUCUUUUACACUUCCUACUGCUAAAUCUUCUAUUUCUAUCCAUGAAAGCUGUCUGGAUGUGUUGUGUUCAACUGAGGGGUUGAGCCUUUCAUCACAAUGGUUUCCUCAGACUCUACUAGACUCUCUGUGGGGCCCUGCUUUACUGAAUCUUUCUCCAGUUAUCAACAUUCGAGUGAGAAAAGGGAAUCAUGGAAUGGAACUAGAUUUUAGUAUUCAGAAUGUUUCAUGCAUAUUGCCAACUGAAUUUCUAGCUGUACUCAUUGGUUACUUCUCAAUGCCUGAUUGGAACUCGAAUGCAAAAGAGUCAUCUGGUAUCGAUAAUUCCAAGGACACAGAUAGCUUUCCUUUCACUUACAAGUUUGAGAUAUUGGACUCCGUUUUGUUUACACCUGUGGCUAAUGCUGAUUACCAGUUUCUAAAGCUUAAUAUUCCUCAGCUGUACUUCACUUUUAUUGAGAAUAGUGAUUCAGACAUUCUAUUAAAAGAAAUCCCUUUGGAGUGUUCUGUUCCACCUGGAUUUAUUGGAGAUCAUAAUUAUUGUGUAAAUGUAUUUGGGAGGGAUUUAUCUCUACAUCAUAUUCUUUGGCAAGACAAUGCUUCUGAAGUGACAAGUGUCAGCAUAAUUGCUCCUUUUAGUGGCGAUAUAUGGAUCAGAAUACCAUAUGGAUCUGAUUCUCCUUGUGCAACAUGUAUCAUGUCAAGGGUUAAUAAAUGUCAAUUUAUUGUUGAAGGAAGUGAAAUACUUGGCUGCUUUGAAGCAUUGUUAGCUGUCAUCGACCAGUUCACAUCUGUUGAAACUCUAUCCAUGUGUUUUACUUCUGAUGUUUCAGAGUUUCUCAAUUCAAAAGAGAGUUUUAAAGAAAAUCAUGUGCUUCCAGUUCCUAUUGAAUCUUCAAGUGUGAGCUUUACAGAAAUCAGAUGCUCUGUUCAAUCCAUGUCAGUAGAACUUUACUCUGACAAGAUACAAUCGGAUGCUACCAAACAUAUCGCCAAAACUGACAUGAAAUUCUCAUGUUCAGUAUCAUUGAGAAACGACAAGCCUCUAUCUCUUGAUAUAUCAUUCACUUGUGUGACACUUUCUUCAAUGCUUACCUCUGUUGUCUUACUGGAAUGCACAUCUUGUACCAAAAAAGUACCAGUUCUUAACAUGAAGCUCUUGAUGUCAGAUGAAGGAGAAAAUCAUCUUCGGUUCUCCCUUCCUUGUGUUAACAUUUGGUUAUUUUUGUCUGAAUGGAGUCAAGUUGUUGACCUUGUCAAUUCUUGCUGUGAAAAUCUUCCCAAAACUGAUAUCCAGAAUGAGGAACCAGAAAAAUCCAUUUCAGAGCCGGUUUCUCGUGUUGAUACUGCAGAAAACUCACCUCAAUCUAUCAGCGUCUCCAGUUAUUUAUCUCCAGAAGAUUGGUUUUCAUUAACUGUGAAGUCGGAUCAUAUUGAUAUAAAAAUCCGUGUUCCUGUUCAGGUUUCUGGAGAAGCAUUUAAAUAUUUUGGGGCUCCUCAAGUUCGUGAGCAGAAUUCCUUUGUUGGAAGAGAUCAUGGAAGUUUUCUAUAUAUUUAUUUGCAAAGUAGGUGCACUGAGGCGAACAUCAAUGGUGAAAAAGUAAAUUUGAAGUCCAAUCUGGGAAAAGCAAUGGGAACAGUUGAACUAUUUCAGAACAAGAGUGUCCAUUCUUGGCCCCUUUUUCAGUUAUUGGAAAUUGAUAUAGAAGCUGAAGUUGGUAAUGAUGAUAUGGAUCUCAUGCAUUUGAAGACAGAGGUUCACUGUGAUAAUCUAGAUGUUUGGCUUUCACAUCACACAUUUUACUUCUGGCAAACUAUGCUAUUUGUGUUUCCAGAAGAUUCUGGAUCUUCUCAGCUUCCAGUUGGCAGUGUAAAUUUCAGAUUUCACUUGCAAAAGAUUUCCAUUCUUUUGACAGAUCAAAAGUGGAGCUCCAAUGGUCCUCUACUAGAGAUUCUUAUGGGAAGGUUGUUGUUUCAUGGUAUCAUAACUGCAAAUGUGAUGGAAGGAUCGGUUGAUAGUGAGCUUCAAGUGAACUACAAUAACAUUCAUAAGGUUUUGUGGGAGCCUUUUCUUGAGCCCUGGAAGUUCCAAGUAAGCUUAAGAAGAGAGCAAGGAAAAAGCGCCCUUCAAAACAGCCCAGUCAUGACAGAUGUUCAUCUCGAGUCAACAAUGAAUCUCAAUAUCAAUGUCACCGAAUCCUUCAUUGAGGUUGCUUUCAGAACAUUUGAUAUGAUUACGGAUGCUUGGGAUCUCAUGAGUCUGAAUGUUUUUCCUGAAAACUCAAGAUUAACAACAGCUCACACCAAUGAAAAUACACUAGCCAGUAGAUACGCCCCUUACACACUUGAAAACUUAACUUCACUCCCUCUAGUGUUUUACAUUUCCAAUGCCUCUAAAAAAGCUGAUGGUUUCAAUAUAUUGAAAGAUGGGAAAUACGUGCAGCCUGGUUCUUCAUAUCCAGUGUACAUUGAUGAUAAUACAGAUGAACAAACCUUUGGCUUUAAACCUAGCCAUUCAACUGACAAUCUAGGAGACAAAAAAUUUGCUGAUGCACAACAUCAUUAUAUAGUUAUUCAGCUUGAAGGAACUUCCACUUUGUCAACUCCUGUUUCUAUCGAUCUUGUUGGUGUUAGCUUCUUUGAGGUGGAUUUUUCCAAUUCAGUUGACAAUUCCAGGGAUAUUUCUAAAAGUGUCAAUAGUGGCUAUGUUGUUCCUGUAGUGAUUGAUGUUUCAGUUCAACGAUACACAAAGUUAGUCCGCUUGUACUCAACAGUCAUACUCACAAAUGCAACAACAAUGCCAUUUGAAGUCAGAUUUGAUAUCCCAUUUGGUGUAUCUCCCAAGAUUCUGGACCCUGUAAAUCCAGGGCACGAGUUUCCUCUUCCUCUACAUUUAGCAGAAUCUGGUAGGAUAAGAUGGCGUCCAUUAGGAAGCACUUACCUAUGGAGUGAAGCUUAUAGCAUUUCCAAUAUUCUUUCUAAUGAAAGUAAGAUUGGACAUUUGCGUUCAUUUGUCUGCUACCCUUCUCUUCCAAGUAGUGAUCCUUUUCGUUGUUGUGUGUCUGUGCAUGAUGUGUGUUUGCCUUCUGCUGGGAGGGUAAAAAAGGGAUCAAAUUUAUAUAUUCAUGAUGCUAUUGCUGACAAGAUAGAGAAUCAGGAUCUGUCAAAUAAGAGGUGUAUUCACCUGAUUACAUUAAGUAAUCCUUUAAUAGUGAAAAACUAUUUACCAGUUGAAGUAUCUGUGAUGAUUGAAAGUGUUGGAGUUUCACGUAGCAUGCUGCUUUCAGAGGUUGAAACUUGUUUUUAUCAUAUUGAUUCUUCACAUGAUCUUUCAUUAACUUUUGAUAUACGCGGGUUUAGACCAUCUGUUCUGAAGUUCCCACGUGCAGAAAAGUUCAGUGAAAUUGCUAAAUUUAGCGGAACAAAGUUUUCUUCUUCAGAAUCCAUUAACUUCACUGCUGACAUUUCUAAAGGUCCAUUAUAUGUGACAAUGGAAAAGGUGAUGGAUGCUUUCUCUGGGGCUCGUGAAAUCUGCAUAUUUGUUCCAUUCUUAUUGUACAACUGCUGUGGCUUUCCCCUCAUGAUUGCAAACUCAACUAAUGAUCUGACAACACGUGACACUUUGCCUUCCUGUUAUGAUUUAGAUGAAGAGGACCCGUUUUUGGGGAAAAAAGAUGGUUUGGGCCUUUUGUCUUCAAACCAAAUCUUAAACAAUGAUGGUAUGACUAUGAGGUUUCCCCUAAACAAUAACCUUGUUUCCACUAGAAAGGAAUCUUUUGGUUCAUCUGGAUCAAACAAGAAGAAUAUCGGCACACAAAAACCAUCUUUGUAUGAUCAGGAAAAAAGCUUAGUUCCAAACAGUCAAAAGAUUGACUUUGAUGAAACAAGUCGCAAAAAAGUCAACUUUCGCAUGUAUUCUCCUGACCCUAGUAUUGCUUCGAGUGAGAUCAUGGUCAGAGUUAGUCGGUCCCACUCCGAAUCUGAUGUGGCAAGCACCUCAAACUACACAUGGUCUAGUCAAUUCUUCCUUGUCCCACCAACCGGUUCUACUACAGUCCUUGUCCCCCGAUCAUCAACCAAUGCUUCAUAUGUAAUAUCUGUUGCAUCUAGUGCUAUUUCUGGGCCAUAUUCUGGAAGAACAAGGAUUAUCAAUUUCCAGCCUAGAUAUGUUAUUAGUAAUGCAUGCAGUAAGGACUUGUGCUAUAGGCAGAAAGGGUCCGACUUUAUAUACCAUUUGAAGGUGGGACAGCAUUCUCAUAUUCAUUGGACAGACAUAACAAGGGAAUUACUGGUGUCUGCUCGUUUUGAUGAGCCUGGAUGGCAGUGGUCAGGAUGUUUUUUUCCAGAACAUUUAGGUGAUACACAGUUGAAAAUGAGAAACUAUGUUACUGGUGCUGUAAGUAUGGUACGUGUAGAGGUCCAAAAUGCUGACGAUGCAAUCAGAGAUGACAAGAUUGUUGGGAAUCCACAUGGCGAUUCUGGGACGAAUUUGAUUCUUUUAUCCGAUGAUGAUACGGGAUUUAUGCCUUACAGGAUUGAUAAUUUCUCAAAGGAGAGACUACGUAUUUAUCAACAAAAAUGUGAAGCGUUUGAGACUGUUAUACAUUCGUACACAUCUUGCCCUUAUGCAUGGGAUGAACCUUCUUACCCACAUCGUCUAACUGUUGAGGUGUUUGCUGAGAGGGUAGUUGGGUCUUAUACUCUUGAUGAUGCCAAAGAGUACAAACCUGUGGUUUUACCUUCAACUUCUGAGAAGCCUGAAAGAAGGUUGCUAAUAUCUGUCCAUGCUGAAGGAGCAUUGAAGGUCCUCAGCAUCAUUGAUUCCAGUUAUCAUAUCUUUGAUGAUAUAAAAAUCUCACAUUCUCCUCGGUUAACUGAUAAAAGAGAAUAUGACCAAAAGCAAGAAAGUUCUGUUCUUUACAAAGAAAGAUUAUCAGUUUCCAUUCCCUUCAUUGGAAUUUCUGUUAUGAGCUCUCAACCACAGGAGUUGCUUUUUGCAUGUGCAAGGAACACAAGCAUUGAUCUAGUUCAAAGUUUGGAUCAACAAAAGUUUUCCUUAAAAAUUUUCGGUUUACAGAUUGAUAACCAACUACCAACCACACCUUACCCUGUUAUAUUAUCUUUUGAUCAUGAGUAUAAACAAAUGGCAACCUCUCCGAACAAAAGUAAAGAUGCUUCAUGUGAGCCUGUGUUCUCAUUGGCUGCAGCAAAAUGGAGGAAUAAAGAUAGAGCUUUGCUUUCGUUUGAGCAUAUAAACUUAAGAAUGACAGAUUUUCAUCUUGAGCUUGAGCAAGAUGUGAUUUUAAGUCUGUUUGAUUUCUUUAAGGCAGUAUCCUCAAGGUUCCAUAGCAGAGGAAUGCCACAUAUGGAUUCAGUCCUGCUGCCUCUUUCCUCAAACUUCAGUGUAAAUAAAACAGUGCCAAUUGGUGCACCUUGGCAGAAAAUAUAUCUCCUUGCAAGAAAACAGAAGAAAAUAUACGUUGAACUGCUUGAAGUGGCCCCCAUCACUUUGACCCUAAGCUUUUCGAGCAGUCCAUGGAUGCUAAGGAAUGGAAUACUUACAUCAGGAGAAUUUCUUAUCCAUAGAGGUCUAAUGGCUCUUGCUGAUGUGGAGGGAGCAAGAAUUCAUCUGAGGCGGUUAACAAUUUCUCAUCAGCUGGCUAGCUUGGAAUCCAUACGAGAGAUCUUGAUCAUACAUUACACUCGCCAACUUCUUCAUGAAAUGUACAAGGUUUUUGGUUCUGCUGGUGUAAUAGGAAAUCCCAUGGGUUUUGCAAGGAGUGUGGGAGUUGGCAUCAAAGAUUUCCUCUCAGUUCCAGCCAGGAGCUUCAUGAAGAGCCCAGCAGGACUUAUCACAGGCAUGGCACAAGGAACUACUAGUCUUCUUAGUAAUACAGUUUAUGCCAUAAGUGAUGCUGCCACUCAAGUCAGUAGAGCAGCACAUAAGGGUAUUGUUGCAUUUACAAUGGAUGACCCAUCUGCAUCAGAAAUGGAAAGGCAACAAAAGGGGAUGUCGUCUCAUGGCAAAGGUGUAAUAAAUGAAGUUUUGGAAGGGCUGACUGGUCUUCUCCAAUCACCAAUAAGAGGAGCUGAAAAACAUGGGCUUCCAGGAGUCCUCUCAGGUAUAGCACUGGGAGUAACCGGACUAGUGGCAAGGCCAGCUGCAAGCAUUCUUGAAGUAACAGAAAAAACUGCUCGCAGCAUAAGAAACCGAAGCAAACUCUACAACAUGGGAUCCCAACGCCUCCGAGUCCGUCUCCCAAGACCAUUAUCCCCAAACUACCCCUUAAAACCCUAUUCAUGGGAAGAGUCCAUCGGCAUCUCAGUAAUCACCAAUUCCGUUUCCGACGACACCUUAAUGCUAAAAGACGAAACCCUAGUCCUAUCCAAAUCCUUAAAACAAGGGGGCAAAUUUGUCAUUAUCACCGAACGACUCAUCCUGAUCGUCACCUCCACCAGUCUGGUAAACUUGGGGAAACCGGAGUUCAAAGGCGUCCCGGCGGACCCCGAUUGGGUGAUUGAAGCGGAGAUAAGGUUGGACAGUGUGAUUCAUGUGGAUGUUGAUGAGGAGGUGGUGCAUAUAGUCGGGAGUAGUUCGGAUGUGGUGGUGAGACAGAAUGUGAACCGGGGUGGUGGUGGUGGUGGUGGUGGGAAGCAGCGGUGGUAUAAUCCGCCGACGCCGUUGCCGCUAUUUCAGACGAAUUUGGAGUGUUCGGGGAAGGAGGAGGCGGGGGAGUUGUUGAAGGUGUUGUUGGUGACGAUUGAGAAAGGGAAGGAGAGAGGGUGGGGGUGUGUGUAUCGUUUGCAUCAGAGUAAUGUUAGGUGAGGGGAUAGUGAAACCCUUGUAUAUUUAUUUUGUAGAUGUUGCUAGGAUAAAGGUGGAAAAAAUAAUAAAAGCUACAUUAGGAGAAUAUUAUAUACGAAAAAGAAGGAAAGAAUCGGUUUAAACUGUUUUU
This is a messenger RNA of Lactuca virosa, 10448 nucleotides long. The record is from the annotation of a GenBank genome assembly. NCBI's taxonomy places the organism in Eukaryota, Viridiplantae, Streptophyta, Magnoliopsida, Asterales, Asteraceae.